AUGAGAAAUGUUCCUGUGAAUCACUACACUCCUGAGGCUAUUCAUGAUCUUGGAAGGUUUUCGAGAGAGGUUGUUGAUGUGCCUUUUGAUCCCGAGAAGGCGCAAACCAAAGAUUAUGUUCGAGUUAAAGUGAAGUUUGACGUCUCUAGGCCACUUAGGAGAGCGAAGAAAGUUACAACACCAAGGGGAGAGGAUGUCAACAUCCUAUAUGAUUAUGAGAGGAUCCAAAAGAGGUGUUAUACAUGCCAGAGGUUAACACAUGAACAAUCAAUGUGCCCUAUUGAGAGGGCUGUGAAAAACCAAGACAUAGGGGCUUCUCAGCAAAAGAAGCAAGUUAUCCUACCGAGCCUCAAUACCAAUGAUCCACUUUUCGGUCUAGUCCCUCCCAAACUCUUGGGUGAUGAUCCCCUCACUGGCAGACCUAAAAUAGCUGAGGUGGUGCUAGAAGAUAUGCGAAUCUACAUCAAAACGGCGAAUGGCCCAGAGAAGCUGGCGAGGGAAGAAAGAGAUAAAAUUUCUCUGCGUGAUUUACAAGAUGAUGUGUUAGGUCAGAAGGCCUUCCUAAGCUUAGAACCUUUGCCAGUUGUUUAUGAUGAUCUCGACAAAGGGAAAGGGAUUGUUUUUGACUUCUCAGCUAAAAUACCACCAGGAGAUAAGCUAAUGGCUGGAGCUAUUUCGGCGGGCAACAGAGUGUUACAGUCAGGCAAGAUCCUUAGCCAACCAUUGAGACUGGAAGGGUAUGCAGAUUCUUCUCGGGCUGCGUCUUUGCAGGAAAGUCCAACGGGUUAUAGCAUUGGCUUUCAUGAAACCACUGCUUCCGGGACUGCCCUCAAAAAGACUUACAAGAGAAGAAGACCUGGUACGUUUACAAGAAAAGCUAAUGAAAAAGGUCUUGCGAAGCAAUCAUCCACACCAGGGAAAAAAGUAGGAGAAGGUGUGAUUUCUGAGACAAAGAGGAAAGCUAAUGACGAUGUCGAGCCAUCUCAAAGCUCUGCAAGGUUUAAGAAACCAUUGGUGGUCCCAAAUGAGGGACCGUCCAACAUCUAA
Brassica oleracea var. oleracea is the source of this 1047-nucleotide messenger RNA. RefSeq lists its product as uncharacterized. The transcript has a single exon. Lineage: Eukaryota; Viridiplantae; Streptophyta; Magnoliopsida; Brassicales; Brassicaceae. The record is from RefSeq and is a predicted model, not a curated record. Bases 1 to 1047 code for a protein of 348 amino acids.